GCGUUAUGCGUGUUGUGAUUGGACAGCACAGUGAUUUCACGUACUCAUUUAGAGCAUACUAGUUUAACUGUAUUAACAGUUGGAUAAAUCACGAGAAAAGUUAGCCAGUUUACUUUCUGGGUUGAUAACACACUAUUAUUGAGUGAAACUUGAAAAAAUGAGUGGCUCCAAACACAGUGAUGCCAUUGAUGCAUCCAAGCUCACCGGCGAAUCGAGAAAAUUUGUGGAAGCUUUUUAUUCUUUGGAUGUAAAUGGUGAUGGUUAUGUUUGUUAUGAAGAAUUAAAAGACGGUUUGAAAAGUUGUGGUGUUUCAGAUGAAUUCAUACAGAAAGUAAUGGCAUUACUGGACACGAAUAAAGACGGAAAAAUCACUUUAGAUGAACUCUUAAAGGCACUUAAAAGCAGUGCUGAUUAGGAAAAAUUCCACUGUCAUCUGAAAUGUGUGUAUCAAGGACAAGAUAAGAUUUGAAAAAUAAUGACUGCUUUUGGGAUUGAUGUUAUAAUAAUCACGUUGUUAAACUGGAAAAAUAUUUUUCUUAAUAAACAAUCUUAUGUAGACAGUGAGG
Molecule: messenger RNA, 566 nt
Organism: Trichobilharzia szidati
Lineage: Eukaryota; Metazoa; Platyhelminthes; Trematoda; Strigeidida; Schistosomatidae
Source: the annotation of a GenBank genome assembly